This is a messenger RNA of Paramisgurnus dabryanus, 1627 nucleotides long. It is a transcript of the gene asb5b, whose product is annotated as ankyrin repeat and SOCS box containing 5b. Gene Ontology annotation, molecular function: protein binding. Gene Ontology annotation, biological process: protein ubiquitination; intracellular signal transduction; positive regulation of protein catabolic process. NCBI's taxonomy places the organism in Eukaryota, Metazoa, Chordata, Actinopteri, Cypriniformes, Cobitidae. The record is from RefSeq and is a predicted model, not a curated record.
GUUACUGAGCAGCAGCAAUGACCGAGAUUCUGGAGGAGCGGCCUUUCGGCUCGCACUAUACCAAUGUCUAUCUCUCAAUUUUUGUCCUCUUUUGCUUCAAACUCUUCGUCAAGAUCAGCUUAAACAUACUGACCCACUUCUAUGCGGUUAAAGGAAACCGUAAGGAGGCGGCACGGAUUGCAGCAGAGUUCUAUGAUUUUGGCCAAGGACACCGUAAGUAGUCUGUAUCUGUGGGAUAUGACUAUAUAUUGGGCUAUGGCGUAUAGGUAUCAGUGGCUAGAUGGGCCUUGGGGCGACGGAGACAUGGGUUCAUGGGCAGAUCGUUCUCCGCUGCAUGAAGCUGCGUGUCAGGGUCGACUGUUGGCACUUAAGACUCUUCUUUCACAGGGUUACAAUCCAAAUAUCAUCACUAUUGAUCAUGUGACUCCACUGCAUGAAGCCUGUCUUGGAGAUCAUGUAGCGUGUGCCAGGGCCCUCAUAGAGGCAGGUGCCAAUGUGAAUGCCACCACCAUCGAUGGUGUGACCCCGCUGUUCAAUGCCUGCACGGCAGGAAGUGUCACUUGCACAGAAUUGCUGUUGGAACACGAAGCAAAACCACAGUCAGAAGUGUGCCAACCUUCACCCAUUCAUGAAGCCUCUAGCAAAGGCAGGGCAGCAUGUGUGGAGUCUCUUAUCUCAUGGGGCGCGGAUGUAGAUUAUGACAUUCCCCAUCUAGGAACACCGCUGUACAUUGCCUGUAUUUCACAGGAACUUCAGUGUACACAGAAACUUCUGGAUGGAGGUGCCAAUGUUCGGAAAGGCCGUUUCUUGGACACGCCGCUUCAUGCAGCAGCACAAAAGGACUGUCCAGAAAUCAUCAAAGUGCUACUAGAGUUUGGCGCUAACAUCAACGCUCGUAACGUGGAGCUACAGAGGCCUGCGGAGACAGCGCCACCCGGCAGCAUGGCAGAGGGCAUACUUCUGCUUUAUGAAGCCACACCGAGGUCUUUGUGUCAGCUGUGUAGGCUGAGUAUCCGGAAUUACAUGGGCCGAUCCAGACUGCAUCUGAUCCCUCACCUCAAACUGCCUAAUCUUAUAAAAAGUUUUCUUCAGUAUAGAUAGACCUAUACAUAACCUACACAAAACUCUCUCACUUUUCUUAUAUAAAGUGCAUUAGUAUAUGAAUGGUCACCAAACCAUGUUUGUGACCAUGCACGGAAAACACAACUUGCCUUUUAUUUAACUUCUGUUAACAUGUUUUUGUUGUUAAAAUACUUAUAUAUUUUUGUGCAAGUUAUAUUUUGGUAAAUACUAUCUGGAGACAGUUAUUUGUAACCUGUGCAUUAACUUUAGCUGCAUGUCUACUAUGAUACCAAUUUAUUACAUGGAAUUGAUAUGGUUAUGCCUUGAUGUGGAAUGUAAGCAAUCAUUUUAAUCUUUAAAAAUUAGUACGAAGUUACAGCAGUAUGCAAAAAAAUAAAGAUGCUUUAAUGGUUUUUACAGUAAUCUCUUGAACCAUUUACAUCAUAACACUAUGAUCAGGAAGUCCACUUCCAAGGUUGUCUAAUACUUUUCCAAUUAGUAUUCUUUGCUAAAGCAUGAUACAAAACAUAAAGAUAAACAACAAAUAAACUAUUUCAAAAUUGAA